This is a messenger RNA of Odocoileus virginianus texanus, 2865 nucleotides long. The record is from RefSeq and is a predicted model, not a curated record. Lineage: Eukaryota; Metazoa; Chordata; Mammalia; Artiodactyla; Cervidae.
GCGUCCGUUUCCUUGGAGACCGAGACAGGCGAGAAAGCAUUAGGUCUCUCUGGGAAGUUUGAGUGGCCUUGGUUACCGCGCGAUCCACGCUGAGACAAGGAAGUUCGAGAAGCCGAGGAAACAGGCAUCCCCCAAAAUCGGGGCCCCAAGCCUCGGGACUCUCCUUCCAUUCUCCCUAAUGGCGCGUAACUUUCCAAAACGCAGCCACUCUGGGAUCGGCUCCACAGUCCCCCAGUUCCAGGUUCUGGAUUAUGUUCCAUGGCAGCGGUCCAAGCUGAGAGCCAAGCCAUCUACUCUGCCUCCAAUCCCACAGACUGUGGGCACUAAGAAAAGUGAAAGGAAGACCUGGUCUACCGUUCAGCCAGGGUGGCAAUCCAAGCCUACUUUGUGGAUGACAAGCCAGCCGAGGAAUCCACUAGAGCUGCGCAGAGGAAAGUUGGACUCUGGGAAGACGCAGGCCACAAUCCGACUAAUGAGAACAAUGCUUCGGAACCGGCGAACCUCGUACCAGGAGCUCUGCGACCACGAGGACUUCCUCACCAAGCUCUGUGGGGAACUGAUCAAGGCCAUCCAGGACACAGAGGACAGCGGGGCCCUGAAAGUGCGGAUGCUGCUGCAGCAGCAGGACGUCUACAUGACCAUCACUGACAUCUUGGAGUACUUCAACAAGAAGAAGCUGCACCAGAUGAAGUGUGAGCUCCAGGAAUGGGAGGAGAAGGAGGAAUCCAAGAUCCAUAACCUGAAGCAGCAGGUGGAGCAGCUGGAUGCCCAGAUGGAGAAGGUCCGUGAGCAGGUGAGCUUCAUGAGCACCUACAAGGACCACGAGUACCCCAUCAAGUUGGUACAGGUGGCCAACCUCAUGCGCCAGCUGCAGCAGGUGAAGGACAGCCAGUUGGAUGAGCUAGAUGAACUCAGUGAGAUGUGCAGGAUGGUCCUGGCGUCUAUGUCCAACCAGAUUCAGAAUAAGAAAAAAAACCUCCUGAGGUCUCUGGUGGUGAAAAUCCAGCGUGCCAAUCAGGAGACUCUCGUGCAGAAGACCUGGAAUACCCGGGUUAUACUGAAAUACAUGGACAAGUUCCGAGAAUUUAUAGACCGUUUUGAGGAGGAAAUACCCAGAUUAAAGGCUGAGAUGGAACAGCUGGAAGUUCAGAUGUGGGAACCCCGAGAGAUCGUAUUUGCAGACGUUCUACUUCGGAGAUCCAAGUGCACCCCCGACAUGGACGUCGUCCUCAAUAUCCCUGUGGAAGAGCUGCUGCCCUUCUAGAUGUCCAGUCGUCUGUCUGUCCACCGCCUGUAUUCUCACUGUACAUGGACAUGAACGCCAACUCACCCUCGGGUGCCUGGUCAAGCACUGUUCCCCACCACAUAGUCUUCCAAGGUGAACUUAGAGGGCUGAUGCUUGAGCCCCUUUCAAGCAAGGGCUUGUUGCUCGGGUUACUGGGAGGGGCAUUGGCAGGCAUCCUCCAUCUGCCAGUCCCAUCGGGGUUUGUGUGAGGUGCAGAGAGCCCGGCCCCUUCCCGCCUCUGAUGAUGCUCAAUGUGCAAACAUCAAAGGCUCCUCUGGCUCCACAGCUCUCUGGAGGGUUGGUGGAAACUGCCCCUGGGUCUGCACUGUAGCUCAACUUCCUUGUCUUCCUAGCCCUGCCUAGCCCUCUCUUCUCUCCCUCAGCUGAUCCCAAGGACACUCAGUAAUCAAAGCUUGUACCCCAUGCUCUGUCUCAGAGUUGGCCUCCCUGGGGACCUAGUCUACCCCCUAUUCCCAAGAGCCUCUGAUGUCUCACCGAUCCACUCUGUGUGUUGGGAGACUUUGGAUUACAGGUGACAGAACACCCAAGUCAAAUUGGCCUAAACAGUAAAGGGCUCAGGUACAUACGUCUAGAUGAGGUGAGGCUUUAACCAGAAAUCAAGUGAUGACACCAAGGACCUGGUUCCCCCUUUCUCCUUAGUUUUCCACGUGUUUCCCCUUGCUGAGGUCAGCACUCCUUGUGGUCCCAGAAUGGCUGCCAGCAUCUCCUCGGGUGUUAUGAUUCUUUGUUCAUGUCCUGCUAGAAAGAGAGAGUGUCUGUAUCCCAGAAUUUUCAGCCAGUGUCUUUAAGAGUCACUAUGACUAGAUCAGAUCACAAGCCCACCAGGAAUCAGCCUAGGAGGUGGAGAACACCUGCUAGUUUAGUCUAGACCCCUGGAGCAGGGGAAGGUAUGGACGGGCUGGGCACAUGACCCAGGCUAAGCCAAAGGCACCCCUAGAAGCAUGUGGAUCUCCAAACAGAAAUGGACAGUGUUGAACAUCAUCAUAGCAAAUGCUUAGCUGGAACUUCUUUCAUCUGUCAGCUCAUCAAAUCCUCACAGGAACAACCCUAGGAGGUGGGUAUUGUGAGCAUUUUCAUUUUUACAGAGGAAGAACCCAAAGCAUAAAGCUGUUUAGUGACUUUUUCGAGAGUCACCAGGCUGAAAGUGGUAGAGGCAGCUCACUUUUAAUCAGUGCAGGGGCAGAAGCUCAGCGGGCUGGAGAGAGCUGAGCCACCAGGAGUCGUAGGAGCCAGUUAAGACAAGUCCAGGACGUCCCUGGUGGUCUAGUGGUUAAGUGCAGUGGACACAGGUUCGAUCCCUGGUCUGCGAAGAUCCGGUGAGCCACAACUACUGAAGCUCACAUGCCUGGAGCCCCAUGUGCCACAACAUGAGAAGCUGCCACGAUGCGGAGCCCGUGCGCAGCAGUGAAGACCCAGCACAGCCAAAAAAAAAGAGUCCAGAUGAAAGUAACAGUCCAGCUUCAAUUGCUCACUUCUGGAGCAUGAGGAAGAGGCUGCUAAACUGGAGAAGCACUGACAUCACUCCCUUGAGUUUUCUGCUUGGGCUGAAUGGCACCAUC